CCAUUCAUAAAACUCUUAAAGGAGUUUUGUGUCACUGUCUGAUUAUUAAUUAUAAGUUUGAUCCUUUCAAUUACUAACUUACCCCCCUCGGAAAGAUUCCAAACUUAUAGAGGGGGAUUGAUAAAGAAAAAGCCCCCUUUGUUGAGGAGAAAUGAAGGAUGAAGAAGAUGAAGUAAGAUCAGCUUCCUCAUCCCCGAUUCCCGUCAGCACGGGACCCGACAAUCUCAAGUACUCCUUUUCUUCCCUCCCGGCACCGUCACCUCCAUUAUCGCCACUCGGUUCAUCCAACUCGUCAACCGAGAAACUUCCAUUGUUACAUAAUAGCAGGGUUUCUGAAAUAAAAAAAGUAUCUACCCUGUCAAGCUUCUCUUUAGAUCAGUCUCAAUCUGCAGAUGAUUCAUCUUCUCAGCCUUUUUCCUGCCUCCUGGAACUGUUGGAGUGGUUUGCACUCAGAUGCUGCAGUUGCUGCGGUGAGAACCUCAACCGGCCAUCGAAACUUCACCAUAACUAGAAAAUUCACCCGAUUUUGCGACUGUAGGUUCCGCAACAAAUACAAUGACAUAGUAGCGUUUUUCAGCUGGUUUUUGUAACUACCUUGUAUUUUUAGCUACUCUUCAUUUUGGGAGAAAUGGGGCCAAAAGAAAGAUCCAUGCUCAAUGGAAGAAGAUUUAUUUGUAAAUAUCAAAAGGGUUGGUAGAGGCCUAGAUGGUUGAGGCGCUGAGAAAUCUGCCUACUAUUCUUUGAAAUAAUAUUUGUUUGUCUCAAUUUGACUCCCUCCAAAGAAAGAAAAAGGAAGAACAAAAAAGAUUCAUUUUUAUUGCUCUCUAUGUUGAAUAAAUUUCAGAACUUUCUAAAUAAUAAAUAACAUAUUCGAUUGAUAAAGGAAUUAUAACAUGUCUAUUAUA
This is a messenger RNA of Spinacia oleracea (spinach), 905 nucleotides long. RefSeq lists its product as uncharacterized. The record is from RefSeq and is a predicted model, not a curated record. The transcript is spliced from 2 exons. Bases 152 to 511 code for a protein of 119 amino acids. Lineage: Eukaryota; Viridiplantae; Streptophyta; Magnoliopsida; Caryophyllales; Amaranthaceae.